Molecule: messenger RNA, 2815 nt
Organism: Drosophila serrata
Lineage: Eukaryota; Metazoa; Arthropoda; Insecta; Diptera; Drosophilidae
Product: ras-GEF domain-containing family member 1B-B
Biological process (GO): Ras protein signal transduction
Cellular component (GO): plasma membrane
Molecular function (GO): guanyl-nucleotide exchange factor activity
Source: RefSeq, a predicted model, not a curated record
ACUCUGCGUACAACAAAAAAUAGUCAAUAAAAAUAAAUUAGAUCAAAUUGGCGAAUUAAACUAUAUUAGGCGCGUCGCGACAGAGAAAUCAUCGUGGGGCGUUAAAUAGUGAUGCCGUGAGGAAUGGCGGCAAUGCGUCCCGUGGAAAAAGGCCGCUGCGCAACAUUGUUCCUGCAGAAAUGUGCGCCCUAGUGCAUGUGCAUUGCGACUAAUCCAAAGAGUCCCACGGGUCAUAACGCAUUUAACCACUAAAUCAGCAGACAGAUAGAUAUCCGCGAUUCCGUCCCAUUCCCCCCUCCCCCCCACCCCCCAAUCAUGGACGAGGACAUCCUGAACGCCGUGGAGUCCAUGUUCGGCAAGGACGUCAAGAUCGUGGACUGUGAGACGUCCACGUCACUGCAGCAAGAGGAGGUGCUACUGGUCAACGGUGUGCCUGUCAAGCUGGACGGCCUGCCGGCGGACGACGCCAGUGCAAUUAAGGCGGCCCUGCUGGAGGGACAAAUGCCCUCCGUGGAGCAUCUGAACCAGCUUCUUUUCCGCGCCGGCCUUGCCCAACAGCCCAUCGAGGUGGAGACCUCGCUGACCGUAAAGUCCUCGCUUACCACCACAGAGGAGGUGCUUGUGUCGCGCAAUGGCCAGAUCCUGGACGAGCGCACGGUGGAGACAAAAGAGAACUUCAACCAUCAGUCGCACCAAAAGGAGAUCUGGCAUCCCGUCAGGCAGCCGCAGCAGUCUGCCCUGGCGCGGGCUACACCGGAGAAUGCCUUGAAAUACCGAACCACUUCGAAUUCCACGUUCGCCUCGCAGGCCACACAGGACUCCGACGAUCCUCGUCCGGCCGAUCCGCUGGGACGCCAGUUGAACCAAACCUUCUCGAAUGCUUCCCUCAUGUCCAGCAGCUCGGCUAUCACGGGGUCCGAUCAGGUGAUCGGCUCCGCCUCAUCCACCACAAUCGGGGACAAGAGCUCGAAUAUUAGUAGCUGCGACUCCGGCCACGAUGGCCUCUUCCACAGCGUUUCAAUGAGUGCCCCGUGGUCACAUCCGCGAGACACCCUUACCGACUCGAUGUGCUGCGACAUUCCCAGCUCCGCAGACGAGGCGGAUGCGGUUUCUAUACUGAACACACAUUUGCAGAUCACAGAGCCAGCUGAUUGCCUUCAGUCAUCGCCAGUUUACGCCAAAGACAUGCCCAAAAGCGGUAGCCUGGACUCACUAGUCAGCCUGCUAAUCGCUGGCAAGGACGAGGACGUGGCGUUUGCCCUAUUCACCUGCUUCCGAUUGUUUUUGCCAUCGCAGGAUUUGCUCGCCAGACUCGUUGACAAGUGCCAAGACAAGGAGGAUGUCCUGAUCCGCCUACUCAAGCACUGGCUCAUCAUCUGCCCCGCUGACUUUAGCCAGGAGUUAGUGCUGCAGGAGCUGCAGAAGAAGAGCGGGCUAAAAGCUUUUCUGGACAGUAUUCCUCAAUCUCAGACCCAAAGGGAGGCCAAGUCGCGUAAUCAACUGCAGUAUCUACUGGCCAAACAGUCGUCGGCCAGCUCCCUGGGCCGUCAGAGCAGUAUUAAGUCACUAAAGCGAUUCGCCGCCAACGUCUACAAGACAGACAAUGUGGCCAACAGCUGUGGCAGUGCUUUCGAGUUGGCCCAUCAACUGUAUGCCAUAGAGUACGCCUAUCUUUCGCAGAUAUGCCUGGAGGAGUUUGUGGAUAUGCUGGGAAAGAACGAACUUAAGACAUACCUCAGUCAGACCAAGGCAGGCACCUUGGGAACGAGUCAGGUAACCAUCGACAGCUAUGUGCAGUGGUUCAAUCAACUCAGCAGCUUGACUGCCACGGAAAUACUGAAGCUUGGAAAGAAGUCGCAGCGGGCACAAAUGAUUGAUUUCUGGGUGGAGACAGCCCUAGAGUGCUUCAACACGGGCAACUUCAACAGCUUGAUGGCCAUUCUGACGGCUCUAAACCUGACUGCCAUAGCUAGACUCAAGAAGACAUGGGGCAAGGUGCAGACGACCAAGUUUGAGGGGCUGGAACAUCAAAUGGACCCCAGCUCGAACUUUCUCAACUAUCGCUCCACCAUGAAGGCGGCUGUUUGGCGUUCGGAACGCGAGAUGGCCAACAAAAUUGAGCGUGCCAUUAUACCAUUCUUCUCUUUGUUCCUCAAGGACUUGCAUGCCAUUAACGAGAGUCAUGAGACAAUACUCUCUAACGGCAAGCUAAACUUUGAGAAAUGCAGUCUAUUGGGCUCUCACUUGCGUAACUUUAGCCAGUGGCAGCGUCUGGAGUGUCCCUACGAGCAGGUGUCUAGUGUGGUGUCUUAUCUCCUGAAGGCAGAGGUGCUAUCUGAGGACCAGCUGAUGAAGGCCUCCUACGAGUGCGAGCCGCCGGAAAACGGCGAGGAGAAGGAUCACUACAAGACGCUGAAGUCAGCCAAAAAGUCUUCGAAUGCAUAAACGCGCAAUCAUAACGACAAUCCUUGGGAUAGUGCAAACCACAGAAAUAAUAAUAAUAAUAAGCAAUGCAUUAGGCCUCGCACACACAGUUUCGUUGGCGUUAUCCAUAAUCCACACAUACAUCUUGCAUGAAAGCAAUAACAAUAAUAACUCUUACACACCGCCACCAGUUGUGUUUGUUGAUUUUUCUGUACUUAAGCUUAUUAUAUAUUUAUUUGCAAACCGAUUUAUACAUACCGACGAACGACGGGCAUUUAAUUAGAAACACCAAAAAUAUGCAUACAAUAAUUACUAAUUAGUAAUCUUUUAAAUGUUGUAUUUUAGCAGUUAAAUAUCCCGAAAAAAAUACAAAUAAAACCUAAAGACUUUA